UAUGAAAUGAAACGGUCCAGCGAUUGUAAUCGUUUAAACUUUAAAGAAUUAGCAGUUUUGUCAUAAAUAAACUGUGUGUAUCAAAGAAAAUGAAUAUUUCCAGUUUCUUACAAAAUCCAGCAGAUGCUUGUGAAAUUGAGAUCAUAAACCGUGCUAAAACAUUUGUUUUGCCGGGCAAAUGUUUCGAAAGACGUGCAGCAUGCACUUGGAGACAAGGGAAUAAGUUCUCAAUAUUUUCAAGAAGUCAAGCUACCAGUAAAAGUGCGCCAGCAACGAGUGAUGACAGAAUUCUAAACAUUCGUCAAGAUAUAUUACUUUUCCAUCCAAUUUUACGUAAAUUAGUAAACGAAUCCAACGGAACAUUCUUGUCCCUGCAAACAGCAGCCGAAGCGAAUAAAAAUUUGGAUAACCAUGUUGAAUUUUUGAAGCACUCUCGCCAAUAUCGUUCAAUCAUUCGAGUGUGCAUUGAAAACCUUCAAGAAGCUGCGUCCAAAGAGACCGAUGGCGUUGAAAAGAACAACCUCUUAACUUGUAUAACAAUAUUUUACUCUAUAGAGUGUGUGUGGCACUUGUGCGAGAUCCUAUACGUGGACAAUGUCCCUGGAGAUUAUGUACUACCAUUUUUACUUGAAUGGGUCCGGUUCCACUUUCCAUGCCAUGAGCAGAUGGCGACGCAACUGCUGGAUGCAUGCGAGCGGGGCUCCGAGGAGCACCCGGAGUACUGGGACACUGUCAUUGGCAUGAUUGUGCAGGGGAGAGUGGAUGUGGCACGGGCACUGUUGAAGCUACACUCCGCUACGGAUACUACUGAGUUUAAACUGGUUGAUAACUCUUUAAAAAGUAUGCCAAUUUACAGUGUAUAUGGAGGUCUAUCAACUGGAGAAUUCACAAUAACCUGGAAGCACUGGCAGGCCGAGUGCCGCUCGAAACUGAGCAGCCGGAGUGUCGCCUCACAGAGACACCUAGAACUCAUAAUGAGGCUCGUAACUGGCGAUUACUCUGCAUUCGAGAGCAUCCUAUCCAAAUACGACUCAUGGCUCUACAUUCUCGGCGGUUGGACCGUGUUCACCAUGCCAUGGGCGAAGCGGCACGAGCUGCGCGCCGCCGCCGCCGCGUGCGCCGGCAUGCGCGGGGCGGGGCGCAGCGCGCUGCACGACCUGCUGCGGCCUGCGGUCGAGGGGGAACUGCACCAGGUGAUUCACGAAAUUCAGCAGAUAUCAGAUAACGGUUGGUUCGCGACACAUCUCACAGACAUCCUGUACCACUGUGGCAAACUGAAGAUCUUAGAUAAGCAUCAGACUGACGUGACCAGCCGCCUCCGCGACAGCCUGAUCCUGGAGUACGGCAGCCUGCUCAUGGAGCACGGCUCGCUGUGGAGCUCGGGGCUGUCGUACCUGUGCGCGUGCGCGCCCGAGGGCCCGGCGCGGGCCGAGCUGCUGCUGGCGCGCCUGCCGGUGCCCACGGAGACCAGGGCGCUGCGGGUCGCCGCUGAGGCGCAGAAGUACGGGCUACACAAUGUCGUGCGCUCGAUCUGCCUGUGCGUGGGCGCGCGCCACCUGUCCGCCGGGCGCACGGGCGCGGCGCUGGCGUGGGGCAUGCGCGGCCGCGACUCGGCGCUGUGCGCGCGCGCAGCCGACGCCGCGCUGCGCGCCUACACCGCGUGCGGCCGGCUGCCGGCCCGGGACCUGCUGCCGGCGGCGGGCACUGGGCUCCUGCUGCAUCACAGAGCGCUGCUGUUAGGCAAAUACUGCGACUUCCACAGAUUAUACAAGAACAGGGAAUUCAGGAAAGCUGCCAAGUUGCUCAUAUCCCUACUGGCCUCAAAAAUUGCACCAGACUACUUCUGGGAAACCCUCCUCCUCGACACCCUCCCCCUGCUGGAGUCGGACGAGCCCGUGUUCUCGUCGGCGGACACGUUCGAGAUCAUGUUGUGCCUGGAGCUGCGCGCGCACAGCCUGGCCGGCGAGCGCGCCGAGCUGCUGCGCCUGGCCUGCGCGCGCAACCUGGCCCGCACUCUGCUGCAGGACGUCAAGGAUGAGGAAUGACGGUUGGACCUACACAAGAGUCGCUUGCACUGAGCCGCCUGUCUCUUCCCUUAACCACAGACGAAAGAAUGUGGUACGUCGUCUAAUUGCCAGUUGCACCAUCUGCACUUGACAGUGAUCAACGUCACCUGGCGCACCGCGGAACUUUACUAUAAAAAUUUCCAUACAAUAAAAUUUACGAACUCUUUAACGAUGACAAACAGUUUGGUGCAACCGACCCUAAGUCUUUAUUAGUUAAUUGUUUACCGACUUUACCGUAAAAACACUUCACUAGUUAAAGGUUGAAAUUUUACUGCUGAUUGCCGUUAAUCAGGUCGUCAAGUGUGGUUGGUACAACUGGCCUUUAAUCUGGUGGACUGGUUAGGCAGAUCCACACAGAACGGCCUGCCUCGCACGGAAUUGCCGAGCUCAGUCUGUGUAGAGUAGAUGUGCUUCGUCUGAGGCAAAUGUAUUUAAAUGAAUUUUCACAUAAAUUUUCUCUGUUGAAAAUUUCACUCUAUUGUAUUGUUGACCCCGAUUCGACCCGCAUAGGAAUCAUAAUAUGUGUCCGUAUCUCCUCCCUUCACCCCAUAACCUAUCUUUUUACAUUUAUGAAAAUCAGUUUUGUAGUUCAACUGUACAAAAUUAAAGCAAGUUACUUAUGCAUUUACAUUCAUGGCUAACGCUGGUUUACUAAAUUAAAUUAUAUCAACGUAAUAUGAAACUAAGUUUAACCUUGGGAAGUAUAAUCAGCAAAGCUGUGAUUGUUUGGUAUUAUAGUGCUUUGUACUAGAUAGAUCAACUUGAUUUGGUGCUGUUGACAGCCAAAUGCAGCAGUUGAUCAGAUGUACAGGGGCACGUUAGUUAUUAUGUGUACAGUAUGUGGACUUGUUACUAUAGCUCUUACUUAAUGGAAGUUUCUAAUAAACAAGAAGUUUAAGUUUCUAAUUUCAACUGUCUCAGCACUGUAAGGAGAGCUAAAUUACGUUUUGGGAAACCUCUUUUUUUUUAUUAAGUACUAGCUUUAGCCCACGACUUCGUCUGCGUAGAGUUAGCACUUUGGGUAGCUUAUUUUUUAUCCAAUCUGCUUUUUAUCGAAAUCCCACACAAACUUCCACCCCCCUUUUCAUCCCCUUAUAGGUUGAUUUCUGGGAUAAAAACUACCCUAUAUCCUUUCCCGGGACUCAAAUUAUCUCUAUACCAAAUUUCGACUAAAUCGGUUCAGCGGUUUAAGCGCGAAGAGGUAACACGCAGACACUUUCACAUUUAUAAUAUUAGUAUGGAUUUUUGUAACAGGUACACGUGUUAUGCUUUUCAAUGUUACAGCAAUAGCCUAUGAUGUCAUUUAUUUUGGUAUGUGUAAACAGAUGACAGCUUUAUGGUAGUUAUGAUGAUGUAAAAUUGUAGUCGGUGAUUUGUGUAUUUAGUUUCAGUCAUAUUAAGAUUUCCUUGAGACAUUUUAGUUCUAAUUUUGUGAAUGAAUUUUAUUUAAGUAAGAUGUGUAAAGUUAACUUGUUUCAAACAAUGGAAUGGUUGGUUGUAUAUUGUUGUAUGUGAAAUAAAUUAAUAUUUUUUGU
Molecule: messenger RNA, 3601 nt
Organism: Cydia strobilella
Lineage: Eukaryota; Metazoa; Arthropoda; Insecta; Lepidoptera; Tortricidae
Gene: Nup75
Product: nuclear pore complex protein Nup85
Exons: 9
Coding region: 90-2045 (651 amino acids)
Biological process (GO): protein import into nucleus; positive regulation of DNA-templated transcription; mRNA export from nucleus
Cellular component (GO): nuclear pore outer ring
Molecular function (GO): structural constituent of nuclear pore
Source: RefSeq, a predicted model, not a curated record